AUGCGGGCGGCGCAGGAGCGGAGCCAGGAGCGCCUGCCGCCCAAGAAGCGCGACCUGCCCGCCGCCGCCGCCGCCGCCGCCGCCGCCGCCGCCCCCCCUGCCGCCGAGGAGGCGGGGCGGGGGGCCCCCGAGCGGCCGGCGGGCCCCCCCAGCGGCCAGGCCUCCCCCCCGGCCGAGUGGGCGCGGGGGGCCGGGGCGGCGGCGGCGGGGCGCGCGCCCUCGCGCUACGGGGAGGAGGGCGGCGGCGGCGGCGGGGCGGCGGCGUCCGCCGGCCUGACGGUGGACCAGUACGGGCUGCUGUACAAAGUGGCGGUGCCGCCGGUGGUGAGCGUGAGCCCGAUGCCGCCGGCCUUCAGCGUGGCCUCGCCGCUCCUGCCGCACCCGGCGGGCCUGCCCUACUCGCCCGUCCACUACGCCCAGCUGCCCCCGGCCCCGCUGCACUUCGUGGGCUCCCACUACUCGGUGCCCUACGCCGUGCCCCCCGGCUUCUUGCCCGGCCACCUCCUGCCCGCGUCUGCCGGCCUCGCCCCCUCCCGCAUCCCCCACUUUGUGCCAUACGCGCCUCUCCUGCUGGAAGAGGCCGCCCCCCCGCCGGCUGCGCAUAGCUUUGGCAAAACCGCUGCCCCCCUUUCCCCGCUGGGCUCCUUGCAGCCCCAUGGGGGGAGUCAGCCGCUGGAUGUGGGGCAGAGCAGGUUUCCCGUUCAUUAUCAGCUGCCGGCAGGCUAUUCGGCAUUUGGGGUUCCUGUUGUCGACCAGAGGCUGGACCUACCUCUGCAGGACCCCCAAACCGCCACAGCGAACGGGGUGGAGAGGCCCGCGGUUGGGUCCAAGUUAAACGAGGCCCUGGAUGUGGACAGUGGCGAUGCCGAAGGGCAGUUGCCGAGGACGACGGUGGAGUCUGCCGCCGACAGUCACUUCUUGGGCAGGGGCCAUUCAGUGAGAGCAGAAGUUCCGAUGACCUCUCAGCGGAGCACCCCAGACACAGACUUGGAAGUGCAGAGGGUGGUGGGGGUGUUUGCUUCUCAGGACUACCCCGCUUGCUCAGGGCGGCAGAAGGCUGGCUUGAGUCCUUUGAACCUUUCCCAUCGUGAUCUCCCUGAGCAGGGGGAGGGAUCGGGAGCGGCUUCAGGACAAGGUGCCUCUGCUGGAAAAAGCCACUCGCCAGGGCCGCCUCCCGAGUCUCCAGAGAAACAGCUCCACCGUGAAGAAAUGCUGAGCAGCCUGGCAAUGGCCAACGGCAAGGCGGCCUCAGGGUCCCUCCUGCCUGCGGCUCCGGAUGGCCUAGGGAGAGCCAGUCCAGAGGCACCCGCCCAGGAGGGGCUGUCUGACCUAGACCGUGUUCAGUCCCAGGGGCACUUGCCCUCCCACUUCAUGAAAGGAGCCAUUAUCCAGCUGGCCACAGGGGAGCUGAAGCGGGUGGAGGAUCUGCAGACCCAAGACUUUGUGCGCAGUGCAGAGGUGAGCGGGGGACUGAAGAUCGACUCCAGUACGGUUGUGGACAUCCAGGAGAGCCCCUGGCAGGGUUUUGUCACGCUACAUUUUGUGGUUGGAGAGCAGCAGAGCAAAGUGAGCAUUGAUGUCCCCCCAGAGCACCCCUUCUUUGUGUACGGGCAGGGUUGGUCUUCUUGCAGCCCAGAGCGGACGGCUCGGCUCUUUGCGCUCCCCUGCCACAGGCUGCAGGUGGGCGAUGUUUGCAUCUCCAUCAGUUUACAAAGCCUGAACGGCAGGCUGGCUUCUCAGGCCAGCCCCCAGGGAGCUCCUAGGGAGAAACUUGGGAGAGCCAGCCAGGGCCUCCGAGAGCCACAAGCUAGAGCUGGGGGGGGAAGCCCCGUGCAGAAGGGGGCUCUGCCCCUGCCCUCCCCCCUUGAGCCCUCCCAUCUCGAACCCACUUCUCAGCAUGGCUGGGCUGGCCCCAGCUGCCAAAGGUUUAGGGAGGAGCCUCGGGCCCCCCUGAUUCGCCCCUCGUUCAUUCCCCAGGAGGUCAAGCUGUCUAUUGAGGGUCGUUCAAAUGCAGGGAAGUGAAGCCCGGCUGGUGAGUAGACUGUUGGCCGUGCAGAACUGGGCUUCUUCUCUGCUCCUGAGA
This is a messenger RNA of Euleptes europaea (tarantolino), 2083 nucleotides long. It is a transcript of the gene ATXN1L, whose product is annotated as ataxin 1 like. Gene Ontology annotation, biological process: regulation of DNA-templated transcription; anatomical structure development. Gene Ontology annotation, molecular function: RNA binding; protein binding. The record is from RefSeq and is a predicted model, not a curated record. NCBI's taxonomy places the organism in Eukaryota, Metazoa, Chordata, Lepidosauria, Squamata, Sphaerodactylidae. Gene Ontology annotation, cellular component: nucleus. The transcript has a single exon. The coding region runs from base 1 to 2022 and encodes 673 amino acids.